CAGACAGAAAUUUGUAAUCAAUUUUAGUGAUUGGAUGCUCCCGUUCAUCAUCGAUAAUUAUUAGUGUAGUUAAGGCAUUUUACUUAAAAAUACUCCAUAGUUUAGUUUAAAAAUAGUUUGCAAUCAUGACUGGCUUCAAUUUGAAACAUUUUCCCGAUGUGUGCCGUUUGUGCUUCAAGGCGGCGGAGAGUGCUGGUAAAAUGUAUUCCAUAGAGGGUAACUUCGAGAAGCUCUCGUUGGAUAUCCAAUCGUUUCUAGAUAAAUUUACGUUCCCGGUGAAGGAGAGUAAGGCUCAACACAUUCCGAGGAUGGUAUGCGACGUUUGUUUAAAGCAGUUGACGGACUUUGCCAUGUACCGCAAUAGAUGCAUUCUGUCGCUUCGAUUCAUGGAAGCCUUGGUCGAUGUGAAGGACUGCAAUUCCGAACCACUCACCAGUCUUUUGCGUGAUAGCAAGGAAGAGCUUAAUGCUCUAUUUAAGGAUGUUUCACUGUGCAAAACAGAACCCGAGGUCGAAGAUAUCCUGCAAGCGUUGCAAGAAAGUAAACUGAUGGAGUUUGAUACGGUUGUUAAAGUGGAAAAAGUGGAACUUCCGGAACCACCGGAAGACAAUGACUAUGUCCAUGAAGAUGCGAUCAGCGAAUGUCCUGACGAUCCGCAAAGUGAGGAAGAAAUCAAACCGGAAUUAUAUCUUGCAACCGAGUUCUCCAGUGAUGACGAUGCACCGUUGGCAAGGAGGAAAAAGGUCAAACCAAAAUCUCCCGCCAAGGCAAAGGAAAAAUCCAACAGCGGUGAACGCGCCAAGCGAAAAGGACGUCCUAGGAUUCACCCCCUUGGAAAAGCGUUGGAAGAGCCGUGGUCAUGCGAUAAAUGCAAGUUCACAACCAAACUGAGGCAUUCCGUCGGACGCCAUCUGCUCGUGCACAAAAACCGCGAAAAUCGCAACUAUCCCUGUGACAUAUGUGGAAUGGGUUUCAAGUCGAAAGGUGAAAGAAAGAUCCACACUAUUACACAUCCGGAGAAACAAUUUAUGUGCGAAGUGUGUGGCACCGCGCUGAAAACGGCCGAUUCCUUUAAAAUCCACAUGGACAGGCACAAGGGAACGGAGAAGCUCACGUGCGAAUACUGCGACUAUACGACACUCUAUCCUCAAUAUUUGAAAGCACAUAUGAAAACUCACACUACGGAAGUGUACGCAAAUCGAUGCGAGCUGUGUAAUGCCUCGUUUAGAUACGCCAGUCUUUUGAAACGUCACUUGGAGACCCACGGUAACGAACGAAAGUAUGCCUGUGAGCAAUGUUCGGCCCGGUUCAACACCAAGAACGCUCUCCGCAAUCACCGUAAUUGUGUCCAUUUGGUUGUCCGCUACCCAUGCGAAUAUUGCGAGAAACGAUUCGAUCAGAAACUGACGCUGCGCGAUCACGUCGAAAAAGUUCACAAUAUUCAAUGCAAUUUCCCGUGCGACAUCUGCUUGCUUACGUACGACAGCCAGGAGAAGCUGGAUUCUCACCGGCAGCGACAUGAAAACCCGAAACCCUUGGAAUGUGGAAUAUGUCUAACGAUCCAUGCAAACCAGGAGGCCUUCGAUGGUCAUCUGUGCAUCAGCUAUCGCGAUGACUAUGUAUGUUGCGAGCGGGACUUACGCAAUUUCGCGAAAUAUAACAGGCAUAUGUGGUCCAAGCAUGGCAUGAAGACCAACUUCCGGGUGAAGCCCAUUCCGGGAGUUCUAAUGGGGCAAUUGAGGAAAACUCGGAAACGCUUGAUCCAGUGCCGCAAAUGUGACAUUGCUUUCCCCACUAAGGCACUGAAGAUGCAACACAUGAUGGAGUGCAACCAGUCGUCGGCAAUUCAGAGUUAAAUUUUAUCUGUGUGUACUAGAAGCAAGCGAUCAACGAUCAA
Messenger RNA from Aedes albopictus (Asian tiger mosquito), 1897 nucleotides. RefSeq names its product zinc finger protein 62 homolog. Gene Ontology annotation, molecular function: zinc ion binding. The record is from RefSeq and is a predicted model, not a curated record. Gene Ontology annotation, cellular component: nucleus. The transcript is spliced from 4 exons. Bases 126 to 1856 code for a protein of 576 amino acids. Lineage: Eukaryota; Metazoa; Arthropoda; Insecta; Diptera; Culicidae.